Molecule: messenger RNA, 859 nt
Organism: Musa acuminata subsp. malaccensis (wild Malaysian banana)
Lineage: Eukaryota; Viridiplantae; Streptophyta; Magnoliopsida; Zingiberales; Musaceae
Product: EG45-like domain containing protein
Source: RefSeq, a predicted model, not a curated record
CUCUGCUCUCGUGUCGCUACUACUAACACUAAACCCACCUAUCCGAUAAUCCAGUGGAUGAUGUUUGAUUUGGACCCUAUGAUCUGGACGAGCUUCUACGAACAUCUUCCCUUCCCACUGAGACCAUCUGGUAAACGUUUCUUUUGGUUUAGUCCAAGUUGCAGGGCUGCCUUGACCACAAUCUUGGUCGUUCUUGCUCGUUUGGGUUCACCGGGAUCCACCGAGCAAUGAUUUAUACCUCGCUUCCUUGCUCGGGACAAGCUUCCACCACAGGCAUGAUGAACAAGUCUAUCCUUAUCCCGUGCCUCCUCUCCUUCCUUUUCCUUUCCCCUCCCUCUCUCGCAGAUGUCGGCACCGCCGCCUCCUACGGCCCGCCCUACCUCCCCACGGCGUGCUACGGGAGUGACGAGAGCCAGUUCCCGCCCAACAACCUGUUCGCGGCGGCGGGCGACGCGAUAUGGGACAAUGACGCCUCCUGCGGGAGGCAGUACCUGGUGAGGUGCCUCAGCUCCGCCACGCCGGGGGCGUGCACGGACGGCACGGUGCAGGUCAUGGUCGUCGACUACGCACCCUCGCUCGUCUCCGCCCCGUCUGCGGUGGGUGCAACCAUGGUUCUCUCGGAGACGGCUUAUGGGAUGAUAUCGCAGUCGUCAGCGAACGAGAUCAACAUAGAAUUCACACAGGUUUGAUUUGAGGGAAGAGAGACAGAAGGAAUCAAAUGUAUGUAUGUUUAUGGUUGGAUUUUUUUCGCUUCCUACAGCCUCUGUUUUGUCUUCUUCAUUAGUUGGCCAUUUGUCCCUUCACGUCAACUCAACAUGAUCUCUUUAUUACAGUUUGACCUUACAAUUUACCCGUACCA